CAGGCUCUGAAAGUGUUCCAGCUGAAAUUUCAGAUUGGACAGACUUGCUGCGGCUCCGGAGGCAGUGAUUCCAAGCUGCUCGUGCGCGCUGCUGCCAAGCUGCAGGAUGGUGCACGUAGCCAGGCUGCUGCUGCUGCUCCUCACUUUCUUCCUCCGCACGGAUGCUGAGACACCUCCAAGGUUUACACGAACACCCGUUGAUCAGACAGGGGUCUCUGGUGGAGUUGCCUCUUUCAUCUGCCAAGCUACAGGAGACCCAAGACCUAAAAUUGUCUGGAACAAAAAAGGAAAGAAAGUCAGCAAUCAGAGAUUUGAGGUAAUAGAGUUUGACGAUGGGUCUGGAUCAGUUCUCAGAAUACAACCCUUACGGACUCCGAGGGAUGAGGCCAUUUAUGAGUGUGUGGCCUCAAAUAAUGUGGGAGAAAUAAGUGUAUCCACCAGACUCACAGUUUUACGGGAAGAUCAAAUUCCCAGGGGCUUCCCUACCAUUGACAUGGGCCCACAGUUGAAGGUGGUUGAGCGUACUCGCACGGCCACCAUGCUUUGUGCAGCCAGUGGUAAUCCGGAUCCAGAAAUCACUUGGUUUAAAGAUUUCUUACCCGUGGACACAAGCAACAACAAUGGUCGUAUUAAGCAGUUACGAUCAGAAUCUAUUGGUGGUACACCAAUAAGAGGAGCUCUUCAGAUUGAGCAGAGUGAAGAGUCUGACCAAGGAAAAUAUGAGUGUGUUGCCACCAACAGCGCGGGCACUCGCUAUUCCGCUCCUGCCAAUUUAUAUGUCAGAGAGCUGCGAGAAGUUCGCCGUGUCCCACCAAGAUUCUCUAUCCCACCCACUAAUCAUGAAAUCAUGCCAGGUGGAAGCGUUAAUAUCACCUGUGUGGCCGUGGGGUCACCAAUGCCUUAUGUAAAGUGGAUGUUGGGGGCAGAAGAUCUGACACCUGAAGAUGAUAUGCCAAUAGGAAGAAAUGUGCUAGAACUGAAUGAUGUAAGACAGUCAGCAAAUUACACCUGUGUUGCUAUGUCGACACUGGGUGUCAUUGAAGCAAUAGCACAGAUCACUGUCAAAGCCUUACCCAAACCUCCAGGAACUCCUGUAGUGACUGAGAGCACAGCUACAAGCAUCACACUGACGUGGGACUCUGGGAACCCUGAGCCUGUUUCUUAUUACAUAAUUCAGCAUAAACCUAAAAACUCUGAGGAACCUUACAAAGAAAUUGAUGGGGUGGCGACCACACGCUACAGUGUCGCUGGACUAAGUCCCUACUCGGAUUAUGAAUUCAGGGUUGUUGCUGUCAAUAACAUUGGGCGGGGGCCUCCCAGUGAACCUGUGCUGACACAGACUUCAGAGCAAGCGCCAUCCAGUGCCCCAAGGGAUGUCCAGGCACGAAUGUUGAGUUCUACCACCAUUUUGGUACAGUGGAAGGAACCUGAAGAGCCGAAUGGACAGAUCCAAGGAUAUAGAGUUUAUUAUACAAUGGAUCCCACUCAACAUGUCAACAACUGGAUGAAACACAAUGUAGCUGACAGCCAAAUCACUACUAUUGGCAACUUAGUGCCCCAGAAAACAUAUUCUGUCAAAGUCCUGGCUUUUACCUCAAUUGGAGAUGGUCCACUUUCAGGUGACAUACAAGUCAUCACUCAGACAGGAGUACCAGGGCAGCCACUAAACUUCAAAGCAGAACCUGAGUCUGAAACAAGUAUUCUGCUCUCUUGGACACCUCCACGCUCAGAUACCAUUGCCAACUAUGAGCUGGUCUACAAAGAUGGGGAGCAUGGAGAGGAGCAACGAAUUACCAUUGAGCCAGGGACAUCAUAUAGGCUGCAAGGACUGAAACCAAACAGCUUAUACUAUUUCCGUCUGGCUGCACGCUCCCCUCAAGGCCUGGGUGCUUCUACUGCAGAAAUAUCAGCUAGAACCAUGCAGUCAAAGCCGUCAGCUCCUCCUCAAGACAUUAGUUGUACCAGCCCAAGUUCCACUAGUAUUUUGGUAAGUUGGCAACCUCCACCAGUGGAAAAACAGAAUGGCAUUAUCACUGAAUACUCCAUCAAGUAUACUGCAGUGGAUGGGGAAGAUGACAAGCCUCACGAGAUUUUGGGAAUUCCUUCGGACACUACCAAAUACCUUUUGGAACAACUGGAAAAAUGGACUGAAUACCGGAUCACUGUGACGGCCCAUACAGAUGUCGGCCCUGGCCCUGAGAGCUUGUCCGUGUUGAUUCGAACCGAUGAAGAUGUUCCUAGUGGUCCUCCUCGCAAAGUCGAGGUGGAGGCUGUCAACUCAACAUCUGUUAAAGUCUCAUGGCGCUCACCUGUGCCCAAUAAACAGCAUGGCCAGAUAAGAGGAUACCAGGUACAUUAUGUGAGGAUGGAAAAUGGUGAGCCCAAGGGCCAGCCCAUGCUGAAAGAUGUCAUGCUGGCUGAUGCACAGUGGGAAUUUGAUGAUACUACUGAACAUGACAUGAUCAUUUCUGGGCUCCAGCCUGAAACUUCCUACUCCCUUACGGUCACAGCCUACACAACCAAAGGAGAUGGUGCUCGCAGCAAGCCCAAACUGGUGUCCACCACUGGAGCAGUUCCAGGGAAACCUCGGCUUGUGAUUAACCACACUCAGAUGAAUACUGCUCUCAUUCAGUGGCACCCUCCUGUGGACACAUUCGGACCUCUUCAGGGCUACCGUCUAAAAUUUGGCCGCAAGGAUAUGGAGCCACUUACUACUCUCGAGUUCUCUGAAAAAGAAGAUCACUUUACAGCUACAGACAUCCACAAAGGAGCAUCAUAUGUCUUUAGGCUCUCAGCCAGAAACAAAGUGGGCUUUGGGGAGGAGAUGGUGAAGGAAAUUUCCAUUCCAGAAGAAGUACCAACUGGAUUCCCUCAAAACCUUCACUCAGAAAGCACUACUUCAACCUCCGUCCAGUUGUCUUGGCAACCACCUGUCCUGGCAGAGAGAAAUGGCAUUAUCACCAAAUAUACCCUUCUUUAUAGGGACAUCAACAUCCCCCUUCUUCCAAUGGAGCAGCUUAUUGUUCCAGCUGACACCACUAUGACACUCACUGGCUUAAAACCAGAUACCACAUACGAUGUAAAAGUACGUGCUCAUACGAGCAAAGGGCCCGGGCCGUAUAGUCCCAGUGUCCAGUUCAGGACACUGCCUGUGGAUCAAGUGUUUGCAAAAAAUUUUCAUGUCAAAGCAGUAAUGAAGACUUCCGUGUUGCUGUCUUGGGAGAUUCCAGAGAAUUAUAACUCUGCCAUGCCUUUCAAAAUUCUUUAUGAUGAUGGGAAAAUGGUAGAAGAAGUAGAUGGCCGAGCCACACAGAAGUUAAUUGUCAACCUGAAGCCUGAGAAGUCAUAUUCAUUCGUGCUGACAAAUCGUGGAAACAGUGCUGGUGGGCUGCAGCACAGGGUCACAGCAAAGACUGCACCAGAUGUAUUACGUACCAAGCCUGCCUUCAUUGGGAAGACCAACUUGGAUGGCAUGAUUACUGUGCAACUGCCUGAAGUACCUGCAAAUGAGAAUAUAAAAGGUUACUACAUAAUAAUCGUGCCUUUGAAGAAAUCUCGCGGGAAAUUUAUCAAGCCAUGGGAGAGUCCAGAUGAAAUGGAAUUAGAUGAGCUGCUUAAGGAGAUAUCUAGGAAGCGCAGAAGCAUCCGUUAUGGGAGAGAAGUUGAAUUAAAGCCAUAUAUUGCCGCUCACUUUGAUGUCCUUCCCCCUGAGUUCACCCUGGGGGAUGACAAGCAUUAUGGUGGAUUUACAAACAAGCAACUCCAAAGUGGUCAAGAAUAUGUCUUCUUUGUGUUAGCAGUAAUGGAACAUGCAGAGUCUAAGAUGUAUGCAACCAGCCCUUACUCCGACCCCGUGGUGUCAAUGGAUCUGGAUCCACAGCCAAUCACGGAUGAAGAAGAAGGCUUGAUCUGGGUUGUAGGCCCUGUCCUUGCAGUGGUCUUUAUCAUCUGCAUUGUCAUUGCUAUUCUUCUUUAUAAAAGGAAGAGGGCAGAGUCCGACUCUAGAAAAAGCAGCAUACCGAACAGUAAGGAGAUCCCUUCACACCACCCAACAGACCCCGUAGAACUGAGGCGCCUUAACUUUCAAACACCAGGUAUGGCUAGCCAUCCUCCAAUACCCAUCUUGGAACUUGCAGACCACAUUGAAAGAUUAAAAGCAAAUGACAACUUGAAGUUUUCCCAGGAAUAUGAGUCAAUUGACCCUGGCCAGCAGUUCACAUGGGAACAUUCAAACUUGGAAGUAAACAAACCAAAGAAUAGAUAUGCGAAUGUAAUCGCAUAUGAUCAUUCCCGGGUUCUCCUAUCAGCUAUAGAAGGGAUCCCAGGAAGUGACUAUGUGAAUGCCAACUACAUAGAUGGCUAUAGGAAACAAAAUGCCUAUAUUGCAACACAGGGAUCUCUCCCCGAAACAUUUGGGGACUUUUGGAGAAUGAUAUGGGAACAACGGAGUGCCACAGUUGUCAUGAUGACAAAACUAGAAGAAAGAUCAAGGGUGAAGUGUGACCAGUAUUGGCCUAGCAGAGGCACAGAAACCCACGGACUGGUUCAAGUAACGCUGCUUGAUACUGUGGAGCUGGCCACAUAUUGUGUUCGAACAUUUGCACUUUACAAGAAUGGUUCAAGUGAGAAGAGAGAAGUGAGACAAUUCCAGUUCACCGCCUGGCCUGAUCAUGGUGUUCCAGAACACCCUACACCUUUUCUAGCUUUCUUACGUAGAGUCAAAACCUGUAACCCUCCCGAUGCUGGUCCGAUGGUUGUGCACUGCAGGUAA
Molecule: messenger RNA, 4771 nt
Organism: Piliocolobus tephrosceles (Ugandan red Colobus)
Lineage: Eukaryota; Metazoa; Chordata; Mammalia; Primates; Cercopithecidae
Gene: PTPRD
Product: protein tyrosine phosphatase receptor type D
Exons: 28
Coding region: 107-4771 (1554 amino acids)
Biological process (GO): protein dephosphorylation
Molecular function (GO): protein binding; protein tyrosine phosphatase activity
Source: RefSeq, a predicted model, not a curated record